UAAUUUCUUAACUCUAUGCAAGGGCUAAUCGAAAUCGAACCUAAACAAUUUUUAGAAUUUGAGGCUGAAGAAAACAAAUUAGCACACGCUCAAUUAUCCCUUAAAAAUUUGACAUAACAAGAUGUCGCAUUCAAAGUAUCAUUAAUUUCAAAUAAAAUAGAUAAAAACAACAACGCCUACCUUGUUUCAAGUAAAACCAAGCGUUGGUGUUAUCAAUAUCAAUUAGUCCCAAGUUAUUGAGAUAUCUACAAGUCAACCCAUAAAGACUGACGCAAAAUUUGAUCCAAAAUUUUAAGUUAAUGCUUGCUUUAUUGACUUUCCUGAUCAAGGUACUUGAUAUAAUGUCUAAUAUUGCUUAGAUCUGACUUAAUUUUGGAAAAACAGAGAUCAAUCAACUAUUUAAUCCUAAUAAAUUAAAAGCAGAAUAAAAUAAUAGAAUGCUCAACAAGAUGCUUAUUCAUUUCAGUCAGCUCCUGAUUCCAAAAUACUUGAUUCCAAUGCUAGCAAUUCGCAAUAAUAAGAAUCCAAAAUGUUCAAGUCUGUUAUCGAACCAAAAUCAGAAAAGGAUGAGCAAAUUAAACAAUAUUAAGACCAAUUUGAAAAGCUUGUAAAUAUAUAUACAAUCUAAUAAUAUAGUAACAAGAAUAUCUUGAAUUCAGAAAGAAAAUUGAAGCUGAAACCUAAUAAGCAUAAUUAAGAAAGGGUAAUUCAAAUAUCACUAUUUCUUAGAUAAGAGUAAUCUGACUCUCUCUUAACUAUUUGUGGCUGUUUUAAUUGCCUUAGUCGCAGGUUAUUUUAUAGGAAAUUGAUUUCAUUAUUUACAUCAUCAAUCCAAC
This is a messenger RNA of Paramecium octaurelia, 836 nucleotides long. Lineage: Eukaryota; Ciliophora; Oligohymenophorea; Peniculida; Parameciidae. The record is from the annotation of a GenBank genome assembly.